AUGUUGGUUUCAGGGAUUCAGAGGAUCACUCUGUUCUGUUGUCUCGUCCUCUCUGUGACUCUGUUUUUGCCCAAAUUGUUUUUAUCUGGAGGAAAAGAGAAGGUGCUUCUUCAGUCUGAUGUACUCGGUCCUGAAAGUCCUCCUGUGUUGAGGUUCAGACAUGGAGCUUCAACAGGAGAAGACGAUCCGCAUUCAACUGAAUCACUUUGUGCGAGUCAGAAGCCUGAGAUCUUUUCCCAGACAAAAAUCUUUCAGAAAUCUUCACUCCUCUCUCGAGUCCCUCCUAUUUAUGGCUUUGGAAUUUUCCUCUACAUCAUUUACAUCUUCUAUAAGCUGACUGAUAAAGACCAAGUUCCAGAACAAUGCUGCAGCUUCUCCAUCCUGAUCCCCGAACACACAGCACAGGAAACAUCUGAAGAUGAGGUGACUCAGCUACAGACCAGUUCAACACAGAUGAAAGGACAGAGAGAGAGGAGAAGCUCAAAAUCUCUCCAAAAGUCUGCAAGAAGUACAUGUGAAGAAAGAAAACUCCAGCACCUGAGGAAGAUCCAGCACCUGUUGGUGGAGGGACGGUUGCUGGAUGACGUCACCCCUGAGGAGGAAGCUGAGGAGACUCCAUAUUCUGCACACUGGGAGGGUUAUCCAGAAGAAACCUUUCCUUUGUAUGAGGUGCCACUUUGCCGACAUUGGUAUCCAAGUAUCAUCUUGGAGGAGUCUUAUGGAGGUGUUCCUACCCCCGAGGAACUGGCUGAAAGAAUGCAGAGAGAAGAAGAAAAGGAUGAAAUAUAUGAUGAAGAGGGAGACAAGGUGAAUGAUGAGCCCGGUGAAGAUGAAGAUCCUAAAGGGAUGAUGGAUGAGGGUGAACUUGAAAAGAGAGACGAGUCAGAUGAUAAUGUAAAUGAUACUGAUGAAGAAGAUUAUAAGCAGGAAGACAUUGGUGAAGACCAACCAUAUCUGGCUUGUAAUUAUACUGAUAAUGAGAAGACUCCAAAUUCACCAGAAAAUAAGAAGGCAAAAGAAACAUCUGGAAGGAGAAGACAGAUAACCUUCAGUAAUCACAGGCAUGUCUUCCACUAUCCUAAAGGAGGUGCUGUAGGCUGCAGAUACAAAGAAGCUCUAGAAGAUGAUACUAAUAAUGACGAUGAUCUUGAUCAUGAAGAUGGGAUGGAGAAAAAGCAGGAUGAAUAUGAUGAUUUAGUGGUGAUGGAGGAGGAUGACCCGUUGAUGGAAGCUGAGCGUCUGGGCUUCAGCACUCAGUUUGCAUGUGAUCCUGAAGAACAGAACGUGGAUCUGAUCAACUUUCUUCUCACAUAUAAACCUGAAGCUGUGAUUAUGUCUGAACAGUCAGGAGCAGCUGAAGCUCCAAGGCUCAGGAUGCGCUGCAAGAAGCAGAAGGAGGGAAAACUGACCUGA
Molecule: messenger RNA, 1413 nt
Organism: Tachysurus vachellii
Lineage: Eukaryota; Metazoa; Chordata; Actinopteri; Siluriformes; Bagridae
Gene: ric3a
Product: RIC3 acetylcholine receptor chaperone a
Exons: 6
Coding region: 1-1413 (470 amino acids)
Biological process (GO): synaptic transmission, cholinergic; protein localization to cell surface
Cellular component (GO): neuron projection; neuronal cell body; intracellular membrane-bounded organelle
Source: RefSeq, a predicted model, not a curated record